Pungitius pungitius (ninespine stickleback) is the source of this 4442-nucleotide messenger RNA. It is a transcript of the gene tmc5, whose product is annotated as transmembrane channel like 5. The transcript is spliced from 21 exons. NCBI's taxonomy places the organism in Eukaryota, Metazoa, Chordata, Actinopteri, Perciformes, Gasterosteidae. The coding region runs from base 279 to 3170 and encodes 963 amino acids. Gene Ontology annotation, cellular component: plasma membrane. Gene Ontology annotation, molecular function: mechanosensitive monoatomic ion channel activity. The record is from RefSeq and is a predicted model, not a curated record.
AGAGGCAGUGGACUUUUACCUUUAUGAGCUCUGCCCACAUUUCCUGGUAGCCACACAGUGCUUUGUAGUUUCUCAUGGACGGUGUUUCGCAGACUCUCAGUUUAACCCUCUGGCUUGCACUACAAACAAGAAGAGAAGCCACAGUACUUUCUUAUUGUUGCUACCUCCCACCAUCACACCAUUACCAGGACCAAAUAAACAGAGUGACUGCCACACGGUGAGCUGAAGGAUCGCCGCUGCCUCCAAAGAAGUGAGAAAGGAACCUUUUGACAGAUCUCAUGACAAGUUACGGAACUGGAGGAUUAUUCAACCCUGCCUACCAUGACAGCGAAACUCUGGAAAUUGAUAGAAGUAAAAGCCUGCAAGCUAACCCCUAUGCCAGGGUUGAGAGGGCAGACGGACUCUACUCGCCCGGUCAAACCAGCGCUGAUGGCUCUGUGGGGACAGUGCCACUGGGGGGCUGGCAUGAGGAGAGCCGCAGGGCGGGAGAAAGCUUCCCCAUGGGCGUCACCUCAUCUCACCCAGAGAGUGCUGCGUGGCAGCGUGACACCGAUCACAAUAGGUUCCCCCCAGACUCUCUGUAUGAUCGAUCACCUCCUGUGCGCCUUUCUUCUGCAAUGUCAGGUAACUUGACGAUGAGAUGGAGGGGACUAACAAUGAGAAGAAUGAGCAUGUUUCCUAGCGGGGACCCUGCCAACGAAGCCUUCACAGCGGAUGCCAUCAGGAACGAGAUGGAGAAUGAGGAACAGAACCUAGUAAAGGAGCUCAUUGCUUUGUCAACACGAGACCAAAUUCGAGCCAUUCGGGAUCUUCCAAUGACCUUUGAGGAGAAGAAACAUAUCAGGAGUCAAGUGCUGGCGUUGAAGUCUUCGAAGCGAUCUCGCCAGUUUCCAUGUUUUGCAGAUUGCUCUGAGAAUGUGUCACUGUCUUUCCGCAGGUUUGGCUACAGUCUGAGUUCAGCCAGGCAGACCCUGCAGCUUUGGCAAGGCGUCAUGAAAGAGAUCGGUGGCAAAUUCGGCACCAGUGUCGUCAUCUAUUUCGUGUUCCUCAAGUGGCUGCUCAUGUUCAACAUCUUCUCAUUCCUGGUCAACUUUGGCUUCAUCACCAUCCCGCUGCUUGUUUACGACGCUUCCCCCAACAUUCCUGCCAAUGUGAGCUUCAGCGGACUGGAGAUACUAACUGGAGCUGGUUACUUCCACUACACUGUCAUGUACUACGGUGGCUACAGCAAUGAAACCCUGCAUGGCCUUGGGGAUUACAACAUGCAGUUGGCCUAUUUCUUCACCAUUUCCGUCUACAUGGUUCUGUGUGGAAUUGCACUUAUCUUCAACAUGGGCAGCUCAUUCAUGAAAAACUACGUCCUGGCAGACCCAACAUCAAACGGUGCAUGGCAGCUUCUAUGCAGCUGGGACUUCAGUAUUACCAACGAGAGAGCAGUGAGACAGCGCAAGAACAACCUACGCGUCCAACUCAAGGAGUCCUUAUCAGAGAAGGCCCAGAGGGAGCUGCUGACCCUCUCGGAACAGCUGAAGCACUUUGGGAUUUAUUUGGGUUCAUGGCUCCUCUCCACCGGCUUGGCUGUUGGGUGUGGAGCUAGCAUCUAUUAUCUCUGCCAAUACGAACAGAAGCAGGCAACAGAUGCCGCCAACUGGUCUCUGCUUCAGGAUGCAAAGACUCUCCUGGUUCCCUUUGUGGUGUCUCUAAUCAACCUGGUGGUCCCACUCUUCUACUCACUCUUCAACAAGUUUGAACACUACUCCAGCCAGCGCAGACAGAUCUACGCUCUGGUAGUCAGAAACGUGCUUCUCAAGAUGUCCAUUCUGGCAGUCUUGUGUUAUUACUGGAUGAACGUGGUGGCAAAGCGGUUUUCAUGUUGGGAGUCCAUUGUGGGACAGGCUUUGUACCGUCUGGUCAUUGUUGAUUUCCUUUUUCUGAUGUUGGGAUCCUUCUUCGGAGAGUUUCUUAGCAAUGUGAUUGGGACUAGAUUACUUCCUCGUCUGGGAGUUCCAGAGUUUGACGUGGCCAGAAAUGUCCUUGAAAUCAUCUACGCACAGACUCUGGCAUGGAUUGGAAUCUACUUCUCUCCUCUGCUGCCUGCCAUCCAAAUCCUCAAGUUUUUCAUUUUGUUUUACUUAAAGAAGGUCAGCUUGAUCCAGAACUGCCAGCCUCCCCGACGGUCGGGGAGAGCAGCUCAGAUGCAAACCAUCUUCAUGGCCCUCCUCUUCUUCCCUUUCUUUGUGGGAGCCCUGUCCAUGGUUGCAUACACUGCCUGGAGCCUGAGUCCCUCGGAGCAGUGCGGCCCUUUUCGAGGACUCAACAACACCUUCAGUGUGGUAGGAGUGUGGAUGGAGGAUUUGGAGAAGAUCCCCGGUUCUCAAUGGGCCGUCUGGAUCUACCAAAAUGUCAUCAGAAGUGAAAUCUUCUACUUUUUUAUCUCACUCAUCAUUGUUGUCAUUAUAUACAUCUUCUGGCAAGUCACUCAGGGCCGCAAGCAACUUAUUCGUCUACUGAAACAACGGAUAGUUAAUGAGGGGAAAGACAAGUCCUUCUUGUUAGAUAAGCUUCAGAACCUCCAAAAAUCCCAACCCGAUAAAUCCAAACAGAAGAAUCAGAAAAAGCACUCCAAACAGCGUCGGGAUGACCACUCCUCUACCGGCCAUUCCAACUCAAAUGCCAUGGUUCAGGCGCUACUCGCUCGCCAGCAGCUUGAACAGGAAGAAAAGACUGGCAGCGCUGGUGGAGUGCCCGUCCCCUCCGACAUCUCCUCCUCCAGCGCGCUCACUCAGGCCAUGUUGGCCCGCCAGCGAGCCGAGGACCAGGACGCAGACACGCAGCGGCCGUUCUCAAGAGCCUUCGCGGUGGCCGCGCAGGCCAGGCAGAGGGAUGAAUACUUCAGCGUGGGUUUUCCUGACACCCCAAUCGGCACGUCCAGCACGUCCAGCAAGGUCACACGGGAUACGCAAGCCGGGCAAAGAGCGGAGGAGCCGCCGUCCUCCGCUUCAAGUGUCAUGAUGCAAGUCAUGCAGGCCAGACAGAGAGCGGAGGAAGAGGAGAGGCCUCAGUGGGUGCCAGCUCCCCCACAGAACUCAGCGCCAGCAGGCUCGAGUGCUCUCAUACAGGCCAUGUUGGCCCGGCAACAGGCCCAGAACGAGUAUGAUGACGGUUACUGACCAAGGCCGACUGACUUCAUCUAAUUGUGUGGGGGGAGGUGACAACUGAAAAGAACCACAGCUGACUGGAAUUACACUUUUCAAUUUGUGAUUUUAGUUGUCACCCAUAGAUACGUUAGCAUCAGACAGUAAGAUUUCUCCAAACUGCUGUAAAUGCCCAAGAACAAAGGGCUGACAUUUCUAAUGUAGCAGGGCUAGAAACGAGUGCAGGUCCACUUAUUUAUGCUCUAUUUUUGUUUUAAUAUGUUUUAGUGACCGAACACAAGCCUUUAAGAUAAAUACUGUAUGUAUUAAAACAAAUAUACACUGGGCCUAAUAAUGUGCCUGAUUUUAAUUCUGUAUCAUCAACACCAACUGUUUUAUAUUCUCUGGGAAAUGUAGUUUAAAAGAAAGUCCAAAAGGCACUUGUCAAUGUCCUUUUGUCGUGCUGGCAUAAAAUAUGAGGGCUAAGAUGGUUUAGCCAGGUUAAUGAAAAAAAGUACUGCAAAGUAAUUUAUCAACAUGUAGUUGACUAUUACAAAGGGCCAAAAAAAAACUGCAGUUUCAGUGAGAAUGAAUAAAAACUACAGCAAACAAUAGAAAGCUGCAGCCCCGAAGCGAGCAAAGCAUUCACACAAUUAUUACACCACAAUUUAUUGAAGAUUAUGGAGUUUCUGCUGACAACACAAUUCAUAUAUCAAUGUUGAUUACAUAGCAAUGAGCCCCCACGAAGAAAACACAAAAAACUGUCAUUUCGAGCCAAGUGAAAAUAAAGAAUGCAACUUUUUCACACUGAAGGAGAACUGUGCCUAAAUAAUCCAGUAUCCACAAGCAAGAAAACAGUUCCCAGUUAACAUCCAGUGGAAGGCAUUUUGUACAGUCUGCUAUAACAACAGUGCCCUCUGUAGGGAUUAGGAAUACAAUGCCACAGAGUAGCUAUUGGGUUUUGGGUUUUAUAUUGGAUAUUAUUUUUCCAGUAUAUUAGUCUUAGGACAAUGAAAACACAUUCCCACAUUACUGAGUAUGUAUUUUACUGUAAAGCGGAAACAUUUAAUGUAAUUACAUUAAUGUAAUUACAUGCUGUCCUGAAAAGAAAUUAAAAAUACUGCAAAGGUCUAUGGUAUAAGUAAGUACUUAAUCAGGCAUAAUAUAGAAUACAACAGUAACAGAAAAAUGAUUUUCCCGUCGCUCUGUGUACAAAUACAAUGCACACUUACACACCACAACGUGCUAACAAUUUAUAUAUGUAGGCACAUCAUUUUUGCAAAAAAAAAAUGAGAACCAGUAACCACU